Molecule: messenger RNA, 3222 nt
Organism: Pyrus x bretschneideri (Chinese white pear)
Lineage: Eukaryota; Viridiplantae; Streptophyta; Magnoliopsida; Rosales; Rosaceae
Product: U11/U12 small nuclear ribonucleoprotein 48 kDa protein-like
Exons: 3
Coding region: 921-1538 (205 amino acids)
Source: RefSeq, a predicted model, not a curated record
AAGCAUUACUAGGGAUUCGUCUCGACUAUCUGCGUAAAAUAUAUGAAACAUCAGCAGCUAGAUUAUGGUCGGAAGCGAUUUUGGUUUUCAGUAAUGGCUUGUAGCCCGCUCUAACAAAACCCGAACCUAAAUUGCAUAUAUUGUUGAACACAGAACUGCAUCGUUACUUCCUCGAUCAAGUACCAACGAGGCCAUCAAUUCUUCCACGCCCUCCGUGAACCAGGUGCCCCACCGCGAGCACGAGCGGCAUGAUGCCCAGUGCAGAACCAUUAGAUCCUUCAAACGGCCAAGAACCAACAUCUACAACGCUCGGUUGCCCCAUCAAGUGCCGCGGAGAGACGCUUCCAAUUGUUCAAUCCUCUUAGCCAUAUCAUGCUUCCCACAAUUCUUCAAUCCGUCAGUAACCAAAUCAAAGCACCGCGACAUCGGCAUCAACCCCAUCACAGUCAUUUCCACCAAGUAAUUCGCGGCCUCAACAAACCGCCCUCGCGUCCAGCCAUCGUUAUCAACAUAGUAUACACCGGUCGGUUAGGGGGAUGUCCCUUAACCUUCAUCUCUCCAAAGAAACAAAAUGCAUCAACAAACUGACCCCUCCUACACAUCUCCUUAAUUAUGGAAGCAUACAAGCUCGGAUAUGGCCUAUGCCCGUCUUCAAUCGAAUUAUGCAAAAGCCGGAACGCAUCAUCAAUCCUCCCCACCUUCGUUAAUUUUUCUGCUUUUGAUGGUAUCAACAGAAUGUUCACACUUCCACUAAUUUGUCAGCUGAAUGUUGACAAAGAGUGGUGUAGAAUUCUUCCAUCGGAGUUGUGGGCUAUUAAAACCGAAGUUGAGGGCUGGAAUGAUUUUCCUUGUAUGUACUCGUACUGUGUUCUUGGUGCCAUCUUGGGGUUGGGUGUGGUUAGAGAAUGUGACUUAGCCAUAUGGGUGUCUGCAAAUUCACCACAAUGUGGAGUUGUGAUAGAUGUCGCCAUGAGGGCUCAUAUACUUUUACUUUUCUGGUUCAAGCUUUGAAGCGGCUGGCCUCUCAGCUUUCCACACUCUAUGGUGCACAAAAUGGGAAAGUAUUUGCCAUAAGCGUUCUCAAGAAAUGCAUAUCAAAUGCUGCAAUGGCCUCGUUAAUUUUCCCAUUGGAGCAACAGGUGACAGAGUCUCCUGCUUUAGAAGAGGCUUCAUCGAAUUUGAAUGCCGAUGGCAGCGGUGUUAGGAAUGCUGAAGCUUUGAAACCACUAAGCACAGAUGGUGAAGGGGAUUGCAUGAUGAAGGAAAACAUUAUCAGUAGGGUGGUAUUUGUGUCCCAGGUUGCAGCAGCGGUCGCGGCAUUGCAUGAAAGGUCCUUGUUAGAAGAAACACUUACAGCACAACGGGUUUCAAAAACCCUUACUAGAUAUCAACAGGUGGUUGAUCAUGAUCAUCUAUCACAGAGAGCUCAUGAGGAGCGGAAAAACCGAAAUCAGUACAAACCCAUUAUUGACCAUGAUGGGAUUCACUGGGAGAAAUCACGUAACCAGGUACCAGAUAAUAUCAUUACUUCUAGAUAACUUAGCAGAGACAUGAUACUUGUUUCUAGAUAACCAGGUACCAGAUAAUAGAUCAUCUUUUCGGUCAAAUUCUCAUCAUAAGGGAUAGGUACACAUAUGAGAAUCACAGUUCAAACUCUAUGGAACAAAAUACGUUUGAUGACAGAUAUGAUCCUUUGGAGCCUCGUGACGUAUAUGAAGACAAUCUCUCUACAAACAGAAAGUAUGCUAGAGCAAGCAGACAUUCUGAAAAAGAGAAAAUUCCCAAUGACCGUUAGAAAUCUGACUGCCAUGUCGCACGAAGUCAUCAGGCUUCAGCAAUUUUAACUUCAUCUGUAUCCUCCUUUGUAUCCUUAACUAUUUUUCUAAUUAGCUGUUAAGCAUAUAAAUAUUUCAGUUGCGCGUGUUUCUUCCCUCAUUCUUGCUCUGAAUAGAUGAAAAGUUGAUAACAAAACGUUGCUCGUACUGGCAAGGUUGUUGCUAUAUUCAUCAUGGUUUUUUAGCCUCGUCAGUCAACACCACAGUUGAGAUUGUUAUUUGCCGCAUCCUCUUGUCAGUAUUAAGUAUUUACAUUAGUUCAUUAUGAUAGCCCAUUCUAGUAUUUCAAGAUAUAGCGAUUCCCUUUGACUGGUUGGGAUGAGCACAUCAGAGUGCACAUUUGUAGACUUGCAAUUGUUAUCUCUCGCAUUUAGCAAUUGUUAGUCUAGUAAGUCAGCGAAAACACAACCACCUUGUUAAACUCUUCUUACGUGUUAAUCCUGUUUCUUUACACGCUAACCUCUCUGAAUUUUCUGUUGCGCUGGACUUCACUCUGACCAAACCAAAUUAAGUAUAUUGAUGUUAUUGAUGAGCCAUGUUAACCCUGUUAACCUCUCUACGAGAAAUCUAGCUGAUUGUAGCACCAAGCAUGUGAUGCUGCAUUUUUGUCUAGGGGAAUGAGUCUAUCAGAUAACCUGGGUGAUGUCUUUUCUAUUUUUCUAUGCAAUUAAAGCUUCAUGCGCAAUAUAUACAUACAUACAUAUAUAUAUAUGAAACAGUUAUUAGCACUCCAAAAAUCUCAUUUUGCACUCCUCAAAAGUGUAAAUGACAGAGGCCAUGGUUACGAGAUCUCAAUCUGCAAAUGAGGGUCAACAGGUUUGUUGUUGGAUUGCAAAGAAUAGCAUCAUUAUAACGAUUUCUCCGUCCUUCCGACCUCCCACCCCUCGGGACGGUUCCUUUUUUUGUUACUUGCUUUCUACUCUGGUGUUGUAGUAUACAGCAAUACAUGUGAUGUCAUGGUUGAAUUUUCUGAUACCCGUAUCUCUUUGCUCUGUAGAUACUAGAAUGCCCCCAGCGUCUGCUAGAAUGUUGAAGAAGUUUGUGAAUCGUGAAGGGAAGCACCAUGCUCCAUGCUUCUCUGUCCUGUGGUAUUGUCAACAUGGAGAGUGACUGAUGACAUAACUGGAUGAAGCAUAGUACUGGUGCUUUGACCCUUAUUUCUAUGCAAUAGUUUAGUUUUGCUAAUGGAAUGCAGUUCUCUGAUGAAUCGUUUCGACGAGUUCAUACAAAUCGGAAGCAGUGCUUGUGGGAAAGCUGUCUUCAUCUCACCCCUUUGAAAUAUGUAGAUGGAAGAAGAAUGCUUGUUUUGUGUUCUUAGUAUUUUUAGUUUUGUAGAGAUGAUGUAAAAUUGCUAUUUAAUUUGGUAGCAUUUUUUUUUUCUGCAACA